Porites lobata is the source of this 10079-nucleotide messenger RNA. The record is from the annotation of a GenBank genome assembly. Lineage: Eukaryota; Metazoa; Cnidaria; Anthozoa; Scleractinia; Poritidae.
AUGAACGGAGAGUACGACCGUCUAAAUACUUUGGGAUGGAAAGAAAAUCCCAAGAAAAACGCCAGUAUUUUUUCCAUUCUUUUCUACCGGUGGGUUGGGGAGAUUGUUGCCAUCGGCAACAAGCGCCCCAUUGAAAUCGACGAUCUUUUCCCUUUACUGAGCGAGGACAAAACUGAAACUUCAGCUGAAAACCUCCAACGGACAUGGAGCGAAGAGAAGGCAAGAGGUGUCGCUGUGACAGACAGAAGAGGUUAUCGACUGUUCAGAGCUCUUAUCCAAAUGUUUUCUUGGACUUACCACCUGUUUGUUGCGAGCGCUACUUUUUUAGCCGGCGUUUGCAAUGUCCUUCAGUGCGUGUUUUUGAGUUUGUUGUUAGGGCAGUUUGUGAAGUCUUCCUCCUCUGGUCGCUGGCUGAUGUACUUCUAUGCUGCUGGCAUUUGUCUUAGUUCACUGGUGCGCGCCAUUGCUACCCACCAAUGGGUAUUUCAUGCUUAUUUAAUAGCUCUUCGGUGGAAAUCAGGAACUCUCGCAGUUAUCUAUAAAAAGGUGAGAAAACGCAUGCGGCAAAUUGUCUAAGCUCUAAUCGACUGAGGGUAAUAAUACAACCAAACACACACUUGUUACCUGGUCAAUUACCAAUUCAAGUCUCAUAUGAAAUGAGUAGCAACAUUCCACCUACGUCGAAAAAAUAGACAAAAUGGCGGGCGGAUCUCCCUGAAGGCCUUGCGUGUCCCUUUCCCCAUGCAAUGAAGCCGAUUUUUGAGGGGAGGGGAUAGACUGCACGCACCCUUUCCUCGAAUAAAAGCCGUCCCUCGAUUAAUCGUCCCCCUUUGAUGGAAAUAUUCAAAAUAAUCGCCUCCCUCUAACAAUCGCCUUCCCUCGAACAAUCGCCCCCUUUUAAUACGAAAAUAGAAACAAUCGCCCAAGGCUAUUAUUCGAGGAAAUACCUUAUACCAAGUAUGGCCGGCAACUGCGCUCUAACAAUUAAGUCUGGAAUAUCCAGUUUCUUAUGCCAAGCCAGUCUGAGCGUAUUUUGAGAUGGAUCCCGUCUACGAGUCCCUACUUACGACCCCAGCGCGUGAGAAAUGUCAACUUUCAAAGUUUUUUAAAGAGCUGAAGUUUGAAUAAUUAGAUUAUAUUCGUGCAUGCUCCAUCGGUAACUAUUACAAUAUUUGCAAUAGAAAACGUUUUCCGUGUUUGCAUAGCCUGAUAUAACCACGAGAGGGGUUGCGAGACAGUUAUGCAAACCCGAGACGAAGUCGAGUGUUUGCAUAACUGUCGAGAAUUCUCCCAACGCCUCGAGUGUUUAUAUCAGGCUAAGCAAACACAGGAAAAAAGUUUUCUAUUGCUUUUAAGAAAUAACUUUCCUGAGAAAAAACGCAAAACUUUUUGUAUGGCACUGAUUAAAAAGAAAUUCUUACCAGUCGCCAAGUCUUGUCCACGAAGUCUUGUUCUUGUUUUGCAAAAAGAUGCUUUCCAAAAUACGGAUUUUUCUCUCUUAAAAUGUCAGCUUAAGCGUAGAAAAAUUGACACACCUUCUUUGUAACGAUUUUCCAAGUUUCAGCCGACGAAGGAAUGGGUAAAUAAAUAAAAGAUGUCGAGUUUUGAACUCGAAAUUUUUUUCAAAUUCUUGCUUGCGUGAUUAGCGCGCGAAAAGCAAAACAUCUUGACCCCACAACCAUGUUUACAUACUCUCAUGCAAACACUCCUCUCGGCCAAUCAGAGCGCUCGUGCUAUCUUAGUUAUUUUAAAAAUCUUUUUAAUUCAACAUAUCUCUGAAACGCAGGUCUUGAGUUUGAAUCAAGAGGAUUUAUUAAAUGUGACAAGUGGCUGGAUCAUUAACCUUGUCGCUGGUGACCUUCAACGUUUUGAACAUUCCGCAUUGAGCAUAUUUCUCCUACCUCAAGCUGUAUUAGAAGUGUGUAGUAUCUCUUGUCUAAUGGUGUACUUCUUUGGGUGGAAACCUCUGUCAGGGGUAGCUUUUAUGGUCAGUCUUGCGUUAUAUUACGGAAUAGCUGGACAAAUCAGCUUAAGACUGCGAACGAAAAUUUCUCAUGUGGCGGAUCAACGCGUGGAUAUGAUGAAUUCCAUCAUUUCUGGAAUUCGUGCCGUCAAGAUGUAUGCUUGGGAGGGAUCGUUCAUGGAAAAAGUCAAACGGAUUCGAAGGUAUAUUACAUAGACAUAAUUAACUAUUGAGACCCAUUCACAGUUUUUUUUUUUUCAAGUUCUGACAAAGACCAGUAAGCGAAUAUCCAUCGACACUACUGGACAGAGGUCAUUUAUAAUUAUAUAAGGUAUUUGUAUGGUAGGGAGCGCUUACUUGCCCUCUCCCCCCUCCCCCACCAUACAAUUGUCAAUGUAAAUUACGCGACUUUGCGGUGCUGUAUCUUCGUUAGUUUAAAACAAAGUGACUUUCAAACUUGGAACUUUACCUAUUUUUAAGCGUUGCUGAUGGAUGCUCGUUAACUAAUCUCAGUCAAAAGUUGAAAAAGCCGUGGAAAGAUCUAUUCCAAAUUUAUUAACCAAAUAUAUUUCUUCCAAAUUGGGUAAGCAUAUUGGACCCGUCAUUUCGUACAAGGCUACAUCGAUGCCAAAAUCAUCACAUCCAGCUAUUUCGAGAAGGUCGUCGGAAAAAAUGUGCACGUGACAAUCCCGAAAGGUAAUAUAUAAUAUAGGAUAUGAUAAAUACACUGUUCAUGAUACUGUAGUUGUCGAACCUACUUUUGAUGCGUUCCUUUAGCACUCGCAAACAUUCGUUCAUGCCCUUUGUUUCAUGCCAUUCUUUCUUUGAGGAACGGUACACUAAAAACCACCAACAAUACCUUUCGGGAUUGUCGCGUGCUCUUUUUCUGACAACCUUUCUCGAAAUAGCUGUAAACUCUACUAGACUUGAAAUGAUAUCUAGGCGACUUUUGUCCCCGCGUAACUUCCCCCUCUCUCCUUUCAUUGCUCUGUAUUCGUUUUCGUUAUGUCACCAAAGAUUUCAUUCCAAAAGGAGUCAUACCGGUGCGAUUUCAUUGCAGCUUGACGUAUAGCGUGAUGUCCAGCAACAGGUAUCAUGUAAACGAACAAUAAAGAACUCAUUACAAUUUAGAUUCCACCCAGUCCCACUGGACUAGAACUAAUGGUGUAAGUGUAAUUUUAAUUUGUCAAUCCUCGGCGCCGGCGUCGUCAUAAUCCAUAGAGAUAUGGUACCUUUGCCUCCUUCACAAGCUUUCCUAAAGCUUAUUGGGAACAGGGACUCAUAUUACCGGUGAUGGAGACAAGGCAGGGAGAGAGAGCUGAGAACAAGUGAGAAGCGCGUGAGGGGGAUGAUGGGAACGAGCGCAUAGGAGGCGUGGAUACGAAGGGAGUGCCUUUUCUGCUAAACAUAGUAUAUAAAAGGGUAAUUUAAGGAUUGGAACUCGGGGCGGAACCUCCUCGUAUAAAACUUUGUUGAGUACCCCUCCGGGUUCAAAAUACAUCACUAUUAAAUAACACCCUCAGUCAAUUUUUGCAAAUUGUAAGGAUACCCGCUUACUAUGGUUUUUUUCCAGGACCGAAAUCAACCUCAUAAGAAUGAAAACGGUGAUACUGGCAACCUUCGCUUCUCUUUUUUUCUCCUGUCAAGUGAUUGCGACUUUCUUCUCACUGGUUACGCUGGCGGCUACUGGAACUGAACUGACUGUGUACAACACGUUUUUGAUUGUAUCCUUUGUCAACUCAUUAAGGACGACCAUUUCGUGGAAUAUUGCAAGACCAAUUUAUUUAUUGGCCGACUUUGCCGCAGCGCUGGCUCGCAUCCAGAAGUUUCUCGAAUUUGAGAACAAGAACACACACAGAUACCUAAAAGAUUCCUUCGGCGAUGCGAUAAAUGUAAGAGAGGACUCUAGCAAGCGUUAUUACCCAUGUGUUGAUCACAUCAAUGAAAUAGCAACCCAGUCCAGCCAAGAUUUUGCUGUGUUACUGAAAAAUGUCGCAUGCAGUUGGAAUGGCAAGUUGAAUAAGUUAACUUUGAAGUCCUUAAGUUUAUCUGUCAAAAAUGGUGAUCUUGUCCUCAUCACCGGUCCUGUUGGUUGCCGCAAGUCGUCCCUUCUGUACGCCAUUUUAAGGGAAAUUUCUCUCUUUUCUGGCAGUGUAUCUUGUCACGGUAAAAUUGCCUGGGUUGGUCAACAGCCUUGGGUGUUCUCGGGUACCGUGCGAGAAAAUAUCUUGUUUGGUGAAAAAUUCGAUCCGCACUCGUACCGUGAGACGAUCGAGGCGUGUGAUUUAAUCAGAGACUUUCAAAGAUUCCCAGAUGGUGAUAUGACGCUCGUAGGAGAGCGUGGAAUAGUACUUAGUGGUGGUCAACGAGCUCGUGUUGAAUUGGCACGCGCAGUGUACUCCAAUGCUGAUAUAUAUCUUUUGGAUGAUCCUCUGAGCGCAGUUGAUGCAAAGGUUGGCCAGCAUAUUUUUCAAACAUGCGUCUGUGGAUUAUUGAGCAAAAGUACUCGGAUAAUGGUCACGCAUAAUCUUCAGGCUUUAAGAGAUGUCGAAGACAUUGUAAUACUGAAAGAAGGUACUCUUUCAGCAAGGGGCGAUGGUAUCUCGCUGUGGAAGUCCGACAUAGCCAUGAAUGAAAUAAAGAAGUGUAUCGAUAGGAAGAAAAAUAUUCACAAAGCACAGGAAAGUACAUUACCUCCAAACACGUUGGGCGAUGAAACAACAGUGGACGGAGAAUCUGGUUUGGAAAAUGCCGAGGAAGAUCGUGGAGUGGGUUUUAUAUCUUGGAAGUUAUACUGGCAUUAUAUACGAGCUGGAACGUCUGCCAUUUCAGCUGCGGUCAUGUUCAUCUUUAUUCUACUUGUCCAAGGUUAAGAGUUGAGUAUGAGUUCAGUUAUCCUAUAAGGCAACUUUCUCUCCAGGGCAUUUCCCUUAGAAAAUGGGUGGGGCGCUGUUACAGUGAUAUGGGCAUCUCCUUCUCAUAUUAUCUUAGUGAUUUGGGUUAGGGUUAGGGUUACAAGGGAUGCCCAUAUUACGUGGGUUUGGGGAAUGGGGAUGCCCAUGUCAUUGUGACAGCGCUCCUUUUUUAUGGGAAAAGUCCUGGGGACGGCGCUGCCUGUAAGGAAGUAUCUUAAAUGAUGGCACCAGGGUAGAGGGCACUUUUCAUGAAAAUAAAGACAUAUAGAGUGUUUACCCAGGAACAGGGUGUGGCCUUAGGGCUUCUUAACCCUCUAUAUAGAGUUUUCUGAAGUCCAGGUGACAUCGAAGAAUAGGAUGCUACAUGCUUUAAAGUUUACAAACCCUCAUACUUCUUUUAGAGAUUUAAUCUCAUAGACUAUCAUACCGUUAGUCAAUAAAAGUAAGUAUAAGUUAAAAUAUAUCUAGCCAAUUUUUUGAAAUCGAACCUAGCGAAUUAAAUUUGCACCAAUUUGAGUGAGAAAAAAGCAAAAGGCAAGUCAAUUUUUGAAACCGAUAAGCUUAAAAAUCACACCAGCGAAGGAAAAAGAAAGGAGAAAAAGCGAGGAGGAAGAAAGGAGCCAGGAGAAGAGAAAAAAAAGCAAUGGUUGAACUCUUAGUUUUUAUAUUGGCUACUUUGGAGAUAGUUUUUGGACGAAAAACUGCUGAAGCUAUUGGUGGUGCCCUUUUCAAUAAUUCGGUUAGAUAUAUUUUCAAAACACUGUAUUGGCCAGCGCCAUAAAAUAACGACGAGUAAGGGUAAACGAAGUUUAAAACUAAAAACUAUGUUCGUGCCAGAGCACUGAAAAAUGAUUGUAUCCUAUUGUUACAUAGUUACUAAGUCCCCACUAAGUUAGUAGGGAGGAGCGUUGCGUGAAGACAGUAAAAAUGGCUGUGUAGCAGACUAAUUGUUAUAAGUCAGUGAAGUGGGACUCGUUCCAGUCAAAAGAGAUAUUUUUCCAAGAUUAGAAAAUUAGCCAUACGCUAAACACAGUCUCUACCUUCUCAUUUUCCUUACUGUCAUGUCUGGUCAAGCGUGCCCGUAGACUCCGUCUAGGAACUCAGUCGUUAUUUGAAAAUUUGAUCUAUUAGUUGUUGUGAUAGUAGUACGUGUAACGAAUAUAAUGGUUCCACCUUUAAAUUAUCAGUUUAUUGAUAGAACCUAUGAAUGUACGCUUGAUCUGGCGCAAUUGGCGAUUGAAAGAAGAAAAGGACUUACUAACGAAUGAACCUGUCUUCUUUAUGUAUCGAUCAUAAAGCAUCCCUAGUUCUUCCCGACUGGUGGCUUCUUCAGUUGACCAGUAGAUCACGUGAUCCCCAGCGUCAAAGUCAAGACCUUUCAAUAUAUGGUUACCUGGUUGGUGCAGCUUUCUUACUAUCGACCAUCAGAGCGGCGACUUUCCUGAACGUGUUGAUUAACUCAUCGAUGAGCCUUCAUAACUUAAUGCUGUCAGCGGUAGUCAAAGCUCCGGUUUUGUUUUUUGACACCAAUCCAGUUGGACGAGUGUUGAACAGGUUUUCCAGAGAUAUUAACAUCAUGGAAGAAUUACUGCCAGAAGCAUUUCUGAUGGCCAUGCAGAUAAUUCUAUUCUGCAUUGGAGCAGUUACACUUCAAUCUGUGUUAAUCCCCUGGAUAAUACUGCCAGCAUUUCCGCUCAUGGUUAUCUUUGCUUUGAUUGGUCGAUAUUACCUCAAUCCAUCACGUGACUUGAGGCGCAUAGAGGGAGUAACUCGAAGUCCAGUGCUAUCGCAUUUUAGCAACUCUUUGGAGGGACUGGUGAGCAUUCGAAAUUACAACAAGGAAAACAUGACUAUAGGAGCUUUGUACAGGUUUGUGAUUAUAGAAGACCUUAAUUAAUUUCCACGACAAGGACUACGAGAUUUCUCAAUGAAACUAAGUGGUAUGCGCGCGUGCACCGGUGUCAUUUUGGCGGGAAAACAUGAUGACCAGCGUUAUUCAUGUCGUAGUGGUGAAGCAAGGUAUGAAAUGUUAGAAGUUUUGUCAUUUUAGUUUUCCAGGUGUCUUCUUUUUUGAUAAUACGCGAAAAAAAUGUGAAGUCAAAUCUCGUCCUCAUAGUGGCUCUCGUCCUCGAAUUUGGGUUAUAGCCGGUCCUUUUAGAAGACAGUUACUUGUCACAAGUGCCUUUAUCACCUUGAUACAUCCAUAUCUGUAGGGCCUGGGCCAGCAAUGGAAAAGCUGAGUAUCAUCUGAAGAAUUAUGGAGAUCGAGGAAGGUCUUAUCCGCCGAGGCCGUAAAGAUCAUACGAAAGCCGAGUUCAAUAGUUGUUUUAUUAAAAAUAAUUCUAGUUUAAAAACAAGCUAAAACAUGCUUACCUCCAUCGAAGUUAAGUUCAUCUUCGAUAGUGCACGUUAAUCGGCAAGUUUAGGAGCGAAAGGGUUGUUCAGCUCUGCAAAUAUUCUCCAAAUAGCAGAUGUCACCCUUCGAAUUGUCUUCUUGCUGUUCUUGCUAUGUUUUUAGCCAAUAGUUCGCCUAUUCCACAGGAAAAAAUAAUGGAUUCCCAUUUUUGGAUAUUUUAGGGUGUUUAAAGAAUACCCAUAAAAAAGUGGAAAAGUGAGACAAGUCCCAACCAGGGACUGGUGUCUCACUCUUCCAAAUUUGGGAUUUUUGUGGGUAUUCUUUAAAUACCCUAAAAUAUCCAAAAAUGGGAAUCCGUUAUUUUUUCCUGUGUUCCUUCCCGGUGAAACGAAAAAUCGUGUCCGCCAUAUUUCGUUCUCACUACCGAAACAACUCAACCUCGACCCCAGGUCUUCUCGGUUAACGGUUCAGUAAUCUGUGAUAAUCAUCAGUUCAAUAUGGCAAAAUUCUUCCAAAUUUGGCCGACAAUAGCUGGUUAUGAUGAAUUAUGCGUGUGAUUUUAGCCAAUCAGAAACGGAGAAAUAUUUUGAAUGAAUAAUAAUAAGUUUUUCGGGCUUUAUAAAGAGAGUCGUGAGAAGUGACGCGUGACACGCUCACGGCUUCCCCCCUCGCUCGUGUGUUCUCUCGUGGCUACUCGCUACCCUUUAUACAAAUAGUGAGCUUGCUCGCAGGCUAACUUGACAUGAAAAAACUUAUUUUAGUGUAGCAAUAAUGAUUAGUAAACGAUAUCAGUAAAAAGGAAAGUUGGUCACGUGGCGUUUGCUCUAAACGUGAUUUGGUUGAAACUGGAGAUAAAGAAUAUGGGAAAUUCUCACUGGGGCUUAAAAGCACAAGUAUAUAUGAGCCGUGUUUUGGACGAAAAAAGGUAUAUCUCUUUCGGCUGGAGCAUGCCUUCAUCUUGUAGACCAUUAAAUGGGUACCCCGCGGGCUUUCAAUGAGAUCGACAGAAAGAAAUUCUUCCCUAGAUUUCUUCAAAGCGAGUUGAUUGAUUAGUUUUUAAUUUGUUUGUUAAUCAUCAGAUACCAGGAUGACCACAAUCGAGCUAAUUUUGCCAUUUUUGCAAUAGCUAGAUGGCUAGGCAUACGUCUGGACAUGAUCUGCGUCAUCUUCGCGACAUUUGUCAUUUAUGUUGCAAUCAUUACUCAGUCUAAAGUAGGUAAAUUGAAACAACAAAUGGCUAAGUCAAAAUGUGCAAUAUUUAAUUUUAGGACUCACGGAUUUAACUUUAAAUCCUUGAGCCCCAAAAUUAAGCAUUGCACAUUUUGGAACGAAGGAUUUUUGUAGCCAUAUCUUGCGCGAUUUAUUUUGUGGGUGUUUUUUGCUAGUCACACCUUAACUGGAACGUGAUUUCACCAUAAUCGUUAGGCAUAAAGUUUGUUCCUUAGCUCCAUCUUGUUAUUCUCCCUGAUGGAGCUUGGGGUGUAAAACCGGUCGAAGAAAUAAAAAAAAGGUAACAACAUUCUCACGUUGCUUCGUGCUGCUCACUAGUGUUCAAUUAAAAAAUAUAUAUCAUUAAAAAUAUUUUAAAAUGCAAUAAAUUGUACACCUGAGCUCACGAUACAGUCAUGUGACAGUGGUCAGCGGAUACCCUAUUUUGACAGCUGUCAAUUGACCAUAACAUGUAGGUCCAAUAUCAAGGUAAACAGAGGUUGUAUAUGCGUUGGACUCCAAGCUAGUAAGUUUGACAUUUCACACGCGCUAACAUGAAAAGACAGACGUAAGGACAGACAAACGGAUGACUUUUUCGCAAUCAAAUUUCUUGAAUGCAUAGAUAACCAAAAUCUAGUAUCCAUAGUGCUCCACUGUGCACGCUCUGCUGUAAAUUGCGACUAGAAAUGUAGUUUUUGUUUCGUUUUUGCUAGGGAUUGCAGCAUUAUCCAUUGUAUACGCCCUGCAGCUUGCUGUUGACACGUCUCAGUAUGCCGUUAGGAUGUGGUCACAAGCUGAAAGUUACAUGACGUCCGUGGAGCGUGUCGUCAAAUACAGUCAAGCAGAACAAGAGCCUGGGUACCAGAAUCAUCGACAGCCUCCAGAACAUUGGCCCCAGUACGGUCAAUUACAAUUAAAAAACGUGGAACUUGUUUACUACCACGGCGGACCCAAAAUACUUAAAGGUAUCACUUUUACUGUUAAUCCACAAGAGAAGAUCGGAAUUGUUGGUCGCACUGGAGCUGGCAAGUCUUCAUUGAUUGCAGCCCUGUUUCGUAUGCCUCAACCAACUGGCUACGUCAUCAUCGAUGACGUCAAUGUCGGUGAUGUUAACAUUCAAAAUUCUCGCCAAGCCAUAGCGGUUAUUACCCAGAAUCCAGUGUUGCUUACCGGUACACUGAGAAUGAAUUUGGAUCCUUUUGAGGAACACGAAGACAACGAAAUCUGGAAUGCCUUAGAGGAUGCGAGUUUGGAAGCCAUGGUGAAAAAGCUUCCGAUGCAACUGAACCAGCUGGUGAAAGAAAGCGGAAGUAAUUUCAGUACCGGAGAAAGGCAACUUUUGUGUCUGGCCCGUGCGUUAUUGAGGAAGAACAAAAUUAUUGUUAUGGAUGAAGCAACGGCAAAUGUGGAUCACAAAACAGAUCAAUUAAUUCAGGAAACACUUCGCACGAAAUUUAAGCAUUGUACCGUGAUUACAGUUGCUCAUCGAUUGAACACAAUCAUGGAUUAUAAUCGAAUUUUGGUUCUGGAUCACGGAAGAGUUGUAGAGUAUGACAAACCAGAAAUUUUACUUCAGAAUGAAGGAGGAUAUUUUUCCAGACUUUGUCGUAACUAUGAUGAUAAUGCCGACCAUUAA